AUGAGCUUCUCAUUCAAAUUCGAUUCGAAUUUCUCCCCCUCCACACCUGGAAAGUCACGAAACCCUCUUCGCAAUGGCUCUUUGACUCCAGCUCAACCGCCGUCUGCCUCUAACUCUUUCACUCCGCAAGGACCUCCCCCGUCUACUAUCUACGGUGGCUCCCAGAUGAGCGCGCGAUCCCCAGACAACUCCGGGAAGCCUAUCUUCAGCCAAUCUGAAUUGUUGAACGACAGCAUCUUCGGCUCCUCCGUGGACUCCCCCGAUUUCGCGUCCCGGACUAAAAAAACCGCACCGGCGAAACCGUUCUCAGAAUCCCUUUUCGACGUGUCGGCGGGUCCUCGAUUCGGAAACUCAAUGAACUGGGGCGUGUCGAAUGGUCCGCAGUCGUCGCGGAUGUCUGGUGGGCUAGGCUACGAGGCAGAAAACAAUGAGCCGAUGGAGGAGGAGGAGGAGGAGGAGUAUGAGGACGAGUUCAUCGAAGAGAGCAGAAGGACUGCAGGAUCAGGUGUGAACUUUUUCGAUUCUCAUAUAAGCAACAUAGCGCCCCAACCGUCGAUAUUACCACAACGCAAGUCGAUUUACUCGAAUCCUGAAUAUGCCAAACGCCCCAAGCUUGACGAAAAGUGGGCCGCGCAGUCGCCUCUGCGCAAAACAAAACUCUCCCCGAAGAAGAAUUCGCCUAUGCCAGCCAUUGUGCGAAAUCUCGCGUCACGAGGCGGCAAAGCAAAGGCAGAAGAGCCGGAUGAUUUGAUUAUUCAAACUGAAGAUGAGAUUUCCCGGAUGUACGAUGAAACAAGACAGGCACAGUACAACGACCAGUAUACGCAGGAGGUCAUCGGAAAGAUCUGCGCCGCGCUAUCCAAAGCGUGGUACAGUCCGUCUGAAAACAGAGGUGCAGAAAUUGGCCCUGGAGACAACGCGGCGAAUGCUACAAAGGCUGGCUUUUUGGGGUCGCUAUUACUGCAACUUCACCACCCACCACCCACCUCUACCAAAUCGGACAGUUUCCCCAACAAUUUUGGAUUCGCGGCGCCCCGUUCUUUGGUGUUUGGCAAUCGUUCUGAAGCACCCAUUCCCCUUCCAAGAGUGCUCUUGGAUUGGCUAGAGGCGAACGAUUCUCUGUUAGGUGACAUUCAAGCCCUGGCACAAAUUGGGCCUGACCCAACCGCGUCUUCAAACUUCUGGGAAAUUGUCAAUGCUGCUAUUUUACGAGGCCGAGUUUCGGAGGCAGCAAAACUUCUGCGGUCUUCUGAUUUUAACUACGCUCGCUCGGCGCUGGAGGAUGGUUUACCACAGGCCGGUUACCGUGGAGCGCAGUUGCAAAACAUUCAAAGGUGCAUCAACAAGAUGAUCCAAGUAUUGGAGUCUUGCCCCGGUGUUCAACACGAUGACUGGGAUGUUCGUGACGCAGAGUGGGCACUGUACCGAAAGCGAGUUCUGACCGCCGUGUCAGACUUGGAGGAAUUUGCCGAAGGAGAUGAACAGCCAGCACCAGCGCCAGCAGCGAUGGGCAAUCCAUUCCAAGCCGUCAACUUCGGGUUGGGCCCAAAUCCCACUCAGGGGACUUCAUUCACCGAGUCUGCCCGCAUGGCCGAAAGUCGGGUGCCGUGGACUAUCUACCAGAAUCUACGGUCGAUGUACCGAAUUUUACUCGGAGACUCGGCCGCUGUCAUGAAUCAUUCGCAGGGCUGGGUUGAAGCCACAAUUGGUUUAACCGUCUGGUGGGACGGCGAAGACGAUGAAGAGACCGCCAACGGUAGCGCUGGCAACUUCCUGCGUAACCGUAGGCCUACUACACGUUCAGAUCCAUAUCUUCGUCGUUUGAACUUGGCUUUCAGAAGCGCAACCGACACUGGGAACAACCAGGGUUUCCGCAUCAAUGCGCUCAGCCCAAUUGAAGUUGGUCUGGGGUCCGUUUUCGAGGGUGAUGUUGAGGGAGUACUAGAAUUAUUGCAGACCUUGUCUCUCUGUGUGGCUUCAGCUGUGGCAGAGGUGGCAUCCAUUGGUGGCUGGCUAGACACGAAGAGCAGUGGUAGUGCACCCUCUGGGCUGAGUGAGGAUGACCUGAUGGUGCUCUCAUACGGCCAAAACGAUAAUGCAUCUACCCGUGGUGUCAAUAGAGACGACGUGCUUAGCGCAUAUGCUGCGGGUCUAUCUGAGAGACACGCUAUUCGGAAUGCAACUGGAUCUCGGGAUGGAUGGGAGAUUUCGCUGGAAGUGUUAAGCAGGUUAGAUGACAACCAGAAGAUGCAAAAGAGUGUCUCGGAAUUGCUGGACAAACUUCCCCUCGACACGGCGGAACAGAUGGACAAGGUUGUCCUAUUGUGCUCGGAACUGGGGCUGGACAACGAAGGGCGGCGAGUUUCUGAGCGCUAUGGGGAUCUCACUGUUUCCAACUCGGAAGAAUAUGGGUUGGCAUUGAUUUGCUAUGCUCGUGCACACAACCGCCGGAAGGUCAAAUCUGUAGUCGACCUGCUCAUCUCCUACAGCCUCGUCCAUUCUCGGGCGUAUCCUGCUUCGAGAGAUCUGGAUGACCAGCUUCAGGCGUUGAUUCGGGAACCGAAGACGUGCCUGUCGGCAGUCGCAAGCGUAGACGAGGAAGCUGCUUCGAUCCUACAGUUUUACUUUAGUGGAUACGCGACGCUGCGGCGGUUCUACGAGACCCGCGACGAGGCAAUUGGGCUUCCGCACGGACAGAAGCCGCGCUACAAGCCGCUAGCUAGGCGUCGGGCUGCCGCACAGGCCCUGGUUGCAGUGAUCAGCAGUGCUGCGGACGGCAUCUAUGGAGGGCUCUACGAUCCGGAUCGCGAUUCCGCUAUCCAGGUGGACGGGCUGCUAGCUCUUCUGGGAGAGGCUCUACCUUUUAUCCACCCAUCGAUGUCUGUUUUGACGACCUCUCAGCAGUUUGCGGUACUGUCUGCGAUUGAAGAUCUCGAGACUGUUACACCCCGUGUCUACGCCCAAUGCGAGGAGUGUUUCCGAUCGACACUCCUCGAGUACUACUUUAAGCACGGAUAUUCCAGAAAGGCCACAGACUCAUAUGUGCAGCCGCCCUCACCGCGGGAACUACUGAGAAAGUCGGUAUCGUCGAUGACGGGAUCAAGCACCUUUUCACUUAUCGGCAGCGACAUGUUAGAGUCGGCGCGCACACACUCGUUCUCUGGGUCUGGGGAGGGCUCUGGUGUGCUUGUGCCUCGCAGCGAAGGAACUACAGUACAGACGGAGCGGGAGUGGGAUUGGCGGGCAGGAUUGACGGAAGAGACGACGGGAGAAGACGUCAUCCGGAUGCUGCGGUUGGGACUGGCGAGCGGGCUGAGCUUUGGGGCUCUGGGGAGGGUGUAG
Messenger RNA from Aspergillus puulaauensis, 3342 nucleotides. Its product is annotated as putative nuclear pore complex subunit Nup85. The transcript is spliced from 3 exons. Gene Ontology annotation, cellular component: nuclear pore outer ring. Bases 1 to 3342 code for a protein of 1113 amino acids. NCBI's taxonomy places the organism in Eukaryota, Fungi, Ascomycota, Eurotiomycetes, Eurotiales, Aspergillaceae. The record is from RefSeq and is a predicted model, not a curated record. Gene Ontology annotation, biological process: protein import into nucleus; positive regulation of DNA-templated transcription; mRNA export from nucleus. Gene Ontology annotation, molecular function: structural constituent of nuclear pore.